This is a messenger RNA of Fusarium falciforme, 1518 nucleotides long. RefSeq lists its product as hypothetical. Gene Ontology annotation, molecular function: acyltransferase activity, transferring groups other than amino-acyl groups. The transcript is spliced from 2 exons. The coding region runs from base 1 to 1518 and encodes 505 amino acids. The record is from RefSeq and is a predicted model, not a curated record. Lineage: Eukaryota; Fungi; Ascomycota; Sordariomycetes; Hypocreales; Nectriaceae.
AUGGACGCUAUCCGGGGGCUCUUUGGGACCAACCCACAACGAGGCCAGCUUCCUAAAGUUGAAAGCGAUUAUGUAUACCCAACGUCUUUGCUCGACGACACAUAUCUUUUUCGGGACCUGAUUCUUACCUGGACCUUCUGCUUCAACGAUGUCCUCGACGCAGACAAACUGCAUUCAUCGCUGACGAGGCUGUUGGAUAUUGGUGACUGGAGGAAGUUUGGUGGUCGGCUGAGACUAAAUGAAGAUGGCAGACUCGAGAUUCACGUUCCCCGAGAGUUUACUCCUGAAAGGCCAGCUGUGAGAUAUACCCACGAGGCAUUCGACAUGAGCAUCAGCAAGCACCCCGUAGGCAAAACGAUGCCAAAAGCUACUGAGAAGCCAUCGAUUCAUCCUGGAGCCCAAGAGUUUAAAGAGUUUGCCGUGACGAAAGACGAUCCAGUGAAUGGAUCUGACCUUUUCAAGGGCGACAAACCUCAGAUGUCACUCCGGAUCGUAUCAUUCUCGGACGCAACCCUGGUUUCGCUUGUGUGGCCACACUCUGCCAUGGACGCCGUGGGUUUCCAGGCCAUGCUGAAGAAUUGGUCUCUUGUGAUGGCAGGGAGGGAGUCAGAGGUCCUCCCGGUUCUUAGGGCGAGAGAUGACAUGGCCUACGAGAUUGCUGAACCACCGAGCGGGAUGGAGGAGACAGCGCAAGAGGAAUUGCAUCUCGCCCAAAAACGCAUCAGCGGCUUGAAGCUGGUUCUCUUCGGUCUGUGGUUCCUUUGGGAUCUGCUCUGGCAGGGAGCUUGUCAAUCAAAGUCCAUCUUUCUGCCCAAAGAAGCUGUCGCAAAGCUGAUGCGCCAGGCUUUGGGAGAGGCGGCCGUGACGACACCUCCCGGUGACGACAAGCCCUUUGUCAGCGAGGGUGAUGUAUUGGCAGCCUGGACAACGAGGCUCAUCGCAUCAUCAGAUCCCCGAAGACUCCCGGUGACAACACUUACAACGGUCAACUUGAGAUAUCGGUUCAAGUCUCUGAUGCAGACGACUGGCGUUUAUACCCAGAAUCUAGCCAGUGCAGCUUAUACGUUUCUCUCGCCAGCGAUGGCCAGGGGCCCGAUAGGUCCAAUAGCCGUUGCGAGCCGUCAGCAUCUCGAAGCGCAGACGACUGAGCCCCAACUCAGAGCGAUAAUGCGGGCCCUCAUAACUGAAAAAGAAAAGAUAGAUACCACACUGCUAUUUGGAGAGCCCAACAUGUUGCUCGUGCUCAUCAGCAACUGGACAAAAGCAAAGAUUAUGCAGGCUGCCGACUUUAGUCCGGCGGUGAUCCGGCACGGUGAGGGGGCAGAGACGAGGACAAACAAACCAGGCACCAUGAUACAGUUAUCUCCUUCGACCAUGAAGCAGAGCAUAGUGACUAGGAAUGUCAUGGUGAUCAAGGGCAAGGAUCACGAAGGGAAUUACUGGCUCGAGGGAUCUCUAUUGCCACGGACUUGGGUCAAGGUCGAAGAGGAGCUUACAACAUUGGGGGCUGAGACAUGA